UGUAGCCAAGCMAAGCAAACAGCAGAGGUGAGGAGAAACAGGAAGACAGCAGAUAUGAACAGCCUCUUAUCCAGAAGAGACUCUCAGGUGCAGGCAAUGGAGCAGACGCUGAAACAUGCGGAGAAGAACCUGGGUGAGAUCUGCUCCAUCCUGGCUUCAUAUACCAGAAAAACAGCCAAGCUCAGAGACAAGGCGGACCUGCUGGUGACUCAGCUCUUCGACUUCUCCAGCACAGAGGGCCCAGAGCUUCAGGUCGGCCUCAAAAACCUGGCUGAAGACCUGGCUAUGGUUCAGGACUACAGGCAGGCGCAGGUAGAGAGACUGGAGACAAGAGUUGUUGCCCCUCUGAGGGCCUAUGGAGACAUCGUCAAGAAAAAAAGGAUGGAUUUGAACACAUUCAAUGCUGACCUGAACAGAGAGCAGAAAGAGUUGCAGAAACUAGAGAAAAUCCAACUAAGAAGCCCUGCUGAUCGACAAUCCAUUUCUCAGGCGGAGGUGAAUGUUCAGAAAGCUUCUUCCAACGCUCAGCACAGCAUCAAACAACUGGAAGAGACCAUCACAAACUUCCAGAGUCAAAAACUGGAGGAUAUUAAAAAGAUCUUUAUAGACUUCAUCACUGUGGAGAUGCACUUUCACGCGAAAGCACUUGAAGUCUAYUCACACACGUACUACAACCUGGAGGCGGUGGAUACGCAAAAUGAUCUUCAG
Molecule: messenger RNA, 708 nt
Organism: Austrofundulus limnaeus
Lineage: Eukaryota; Metazoa; Chordata; Actinopteri; Cyprinodontiformes; Rivulidae
Product: protein FAM92B
Biological process (GO): cilium assembly
Cellular component (GO): ciliary basal body; ciliary transition zone
Source: RefSeq, a predicted model, not a curated record